Messenger RNA from Eremomyces bilateralis CBS 781.70, 1269 nucleotides. Its product is annotated as estradiol 17-beta-dehydrogenase 12-B. Gene Ontology annotation, biological process: fatty acid elongation. Gene Ontology annotation, cellular component: endoplasmic reticulum. The record is from RefSeq and is a predicted model, not a curated record. Gene Ontology annotation, molecular function: ketoreductase activity. The transcript has 2 exons. The coding region runs from base 139 to 1125 and encodes 328 amino acids. NCBI's taxonomy places the organism in Eukaryota, Fungi, Ascomycota, Dothideomycetes, Eremomycetales, Eremomycetaceae.
CAUCUCAUCAGAACUCUAUCUCGCUUUGCACCUUUUCCCCUUACCGGCUAAAGCCUAAAACAAUUAAUCAUCCCACUAUAGACGGGAAUCCUCACAUCAGCAUCGCAAGUCACCGACACGGGACACCAUACAACGACAAUGGAUUUCAUUGAGUAUGCGUCGAGUCCGGCAAUCCAGGUCUUCGCGGUCAUUGGGCUCGUGUACAUCUCCGCGAAGAUUCUGAGCUACCUUCGCCUGCUAGGUGACCUGUUUAUCCUCCCAGGAACUUCCCUACGAACGUUCGGACCCAAAGGCAGCUGGGCAGUUAUCACCGGAGCCUCCGACGGCAUCGGCAAAGAAUUCGCCAACCAGCUCGCCAAAGCCGGCUUCAACGUCUUCCUCGUCUCUCGUACCAAAUCCAAGCUCGACGACCUGGCCACCGACAUCGCUCGCACCUAUAAUGUCCAAACCGCUACUCUCGCCAUCGACUUCUCGGCUGCCACCGACGCCGACUACCGCGCACUCGCCGCCCAAGCCGCUCCCCUCGACGUCGCCAUCCUCGUCAACAAUGUCGGCCAAUCCCACUCCAUCCCCGUCCCCUUCAUUGAGACCGAUCGCGACGAACUAGAGAACAUCAUCAACAUCAACUGCCACGCCACCCUCCGCGUCACCCAGGCCCUCACCCCUGCCAUGGUCCAGCGCAAACGCGGCCUCAUCCUCACCAUGGCGUCGUUCGCCGGCGUCUUCCCCACCCCGCUCCUCGCCACCUACUCCGGUAGCAAAGCGUUCCUUCAAGCGUGGUCGGCCGCGCUGGGCGCCGAGCUGGCCCCGGCCGGCGUGACGGUGCAGUGCGUGCAGAGCCACCUGGUGGUGAGCGCGAUGUCGAAGCUGCGGCGGACGACGAUGAUGGUGCCGAGCACGCGGACGUUUGUGCGCGCGACGUUGCGGAGCAUCGGGAGGGCAGGGGGGAGCCAGGGGUCGGCGUAUCAGAUGACGCCAUAUUGGAGCCAUGCGGUGAUGCAGUGGGGGAUUGAGACUUUGGUAGGGGCGAGGAGUGGGGUGGUGUUGGCGCAGAAUAAGACGAUGCAUGAGGCGGUGAGGAAGAGGGCGCUGAGGAAGAGGGAGAGGGAGGCGAAGAAGCAGUGAAGGUGUUGGACAACUGUAUGCUUGUAUGGGCAUAUUAUAUUGUACAGGUUGGGUGAACUCAUUCAUCACUAUGAGUGAAUAGUGUUUGAAAUGUAUAAAUGAAAAGUCUAUUGUAAUUCAUAACCUAUUGUCGCUCAUCUAACU